AUGCCACGCCAACUCGGGGGCGUUCGGGGCGGUCUCACGCUGGAGAAGUUGGCUUCGUACGACGACGUGAUCACGGACGCGCUGGUUGACAAGGUCUACUACUGGACCACCAUCCGCAAGAACCAUGGCGGGCGCUUCGCAGCGUCUCGCGGCAUGCACGAGGAGGACAUUGCCGACCGCAUCCGCAGGCAUGUCAUCUGGGACAAGGACCCCGCCGAGGCCGUACAGGAGCUGCUGAAGCUCCCCGGACUGCGCAAGUUCAUGGCCGGCAUGAAGGAUGACAAGGACCAGGAGCAGUUCAAGCGGCACCUCAGGCGAUACGUCAACAUCUACCUGCCCGAUUGCCCGUUCGAAGUCACCACCACCAACCGCUACAUGAUCACCGAGCACGAAGCCUCCAUCACCGCACGCAGAGACAUCAACCCGCGCGAAGAGAUCAAGUACCUGACCGGCGUCCAGGUCGCCAUGACCGAGGACCAGGAGCAGAAGCUGGAGCUGGCGCGCAAGGACUUUAGUCUCGUCAUCUCGAGCAGGAAGAAGACGCGCUCGCUUUUCUUGGGUCCCGCUCGAUUUGCAAACCACGACUGCGAUGCGAAUGCGCGGCUAUCCACCAAGGGCUACGACGGCAUGCAGAUUGUUGCAGCAAAACCAAUCGAAGCCGGUGACGAGAUCACCGUCUCGUACGGCGAGGACUACUUUGGCGAAAACAAUGAGGAGUGUCUCUGUAACACCUGCGAAGAGCGAGGGGUAAACGGGUGGGCGCCGAUGAAGCGGAUAGAAGAGAGCGACGACGAGGAAGAGGGCGAUUCUGCGAAGCCUGCGCAGAGUCACAAGCGCAAAUCGGCAUCGUUGGAAGACGACACAGCGCGCGAGCUGACGCCUCGAAAGAAAGGUCGGCUCAUGCCAAAAUCACCCCAAACGAAACAGCGCGCCCCAGAACAGUUGCGAGAAGCGACGUUGAGGAAGGCCCACAGUACUUCAUCACUACCCGUCAGCAGUAUUGAGGAUGCGGAAGCUCCAAUUUCAACUUCCAGUUCGACUUCACCCAAGGCGCGCGACAUGCGCAACCUGCAGCGCGAUGGCCUCCUUACCCCCCUCACCGUGAGCCUGGACGGAACCAGCUCUUCACGCGACACAAGCCCGCAAUCGCUUGUGCACUCGCCGAAGUCUGCGCAUUCCACCGACGCCACCUCCAUCGAUGACGACCACCUGCCCGAAGUCCUGCCCAAGAUCAAAAUCGAAGCCGAAGCCCUGCACGAAAAUCCCACGCUAGGAGUGGCUACGCUCUUGACGCAAACCACCACAACAACGGUAAACGCCCCGUUGCCUCCCCUUUUUUUUCCCGACAACGACAGCACGUCAGACCUCAGCGACCUCUCAGACAGCCUUGAGUUUGACAGCGAGCAUGAGCAGAUUGUCAAGCGCAGAUACCGCCCGUCACUACGCACAACACGUUCAAAAUCUAACAACCACCACCAGAACCGCAUCGGCACGCCCAUCGACCUCACGCCAGAGGCAGGAUGGGUCGAGAACAAGCGCAGACGCGGUGACUACGUGACCAGCAGCGCCUGCCUCUCGGCCAAGUACAGCAAGUGGGUCGAGUGCCAAACGUGUGAUGUCGAGUUUGUUCAACAGGACGGCUACAACACGCGUAAAGAGUGUCCACGGUGCGAGCGCCACUCGAAGCUGUACGGGUUUAGAUGGCCCAAAACCGAGAAGGAGGGAAAGCGCGACAAGGACAAGCGCGUCCUCGACCACCGCACCGUCAACCGAUUCGUCGACCCGGAGGAAGAGCGCGAGCUGAAGCAGAACAAGACGAACAAGAUGCUGAGGAAGAGCCUGAUCGAGCGAUACUCGACUCCGAGGAGCGAGCGCAGCAGCUUGAGCACGAGUGUGGACGUGGACACGCCGCCGAGGAGAAGGAGGAAGGCUGCUAGGACAACAAUGUAA
Ascochyta rabiei is the source of this 1950-nucleotide messenger RNA. Its product is annotated as [Histone H3]-lysine(4) N-trimethyltransferase. The transcript has 2 exons. The coding region runs from base 1 to 1950 and encodes 649 amino acids. Gene Ontology annotation, molecular function: protein binding; histone H4K20 methyltransferase activity. The record is from RefSeq and is a predicted model, not a curated record. NCBI's taxonomy places the organism in Eukaryota, Fungi, Ascomycota, Dothideomycetes, Pleosporales, Didymellaceae. Gene Ontology annotation, cellular component: nucleus.